This is a messenger RNA of Paramecium sonneborni, 213 nucleotides long. NCBI's taxonomy places the organism in Eukaryota, Ciliophora, Oligohymenophorea, Peniculida, Parameciidae. The record is from the annotation of a GenBank genome assembly.
AUGAAUAUUUUUGCUUAUUUUCCUUCUAUAAAUAGCUUCUGGGGUUUGAUAUUAUAUUCAUUUUGUGCAUAUAUAGUGGCUACUUUAAUUGCAGAAAUAGUAUCAUCAUACAUGGUUAAUCCUGAUUAAUUAGAAUAAUAGAAGAAGAAAAUAAUUAAAUAAAGAGAAUUAAAAGAUAAGAAAGCAUAAGAAUUAUUAAAGAAGAUGAGUUGA